CCUUUACUCUCUCGCUUCGUUUGGCUGCUGAGAAAAUUUCCAAACGACUCAAACUUCGAAACACUUAACUUUCUUCAUUUUUUACUUUGUUUUCUUUGCUUUCCCACGCUUUCUCUUUAACAAACCGGGGUUAGGGUUUUGAUAGCGGGAGAAAAAUGAUCUGAGAAUGCAUACGAGGUACAUGGAGAGAACCAAUAGUAUGAGUAGAGGGAAGAGGAGUCUCGAGGGCAAUGAAGAAGAGAAACCUGAGCGUAAACGCCCAGCUCUCGCUAGUGUGAUUGUAGAAGCUCUGAAGGUGGACAGUCUACAGAAGCUCUGCUCUUCUUUGGAACCUGUCCUUCGUAGAGUUGUAAGUGAGGAAGUAGAACGGGCGCUGGCAAAGUUGGGUCCUCCUCGGCUCAAUAAUGGCCGGGCUUCUCCAAAGCGAAUUGAAGGUGCAGAUGGAUGUAACUUUCAGCUUCUCUUUAGAUCGAGGUUGUCUCUUCCUCUCUUUACGGGAGGAAAAGUUGAGGGGGAGCAGGGUGCAGCAAUCCAUAUCGUUCUUGUUGAUGCAAGCACAGGUCAUGUUGUUACAUCUGGACCUGAAGCCUCUAUAAAGCUUGAUGUUGUUGUGCUUGAAGGGGAUUUCAACAAGGAAGAUGAUGAAGGCUGGACUCAAGAAGAGUUUGAAAGCCAUGUGGUAAAAGAGCGUGAAGGAAAGAGGCCGCUCUUAACUGGGGAUUUGCAAGUAGCUCUCAAGGAAGGGGUGGGGACACUUGGGGAUCUCACUUUUACUGAUAAUUCAAGCUGGAUAAGGAGUAGGCAGUUCAGACUUGGUCUGAAGGUUGCUUCAGGAUACUGUGAGGGUAUUCGCAUUCGUGAGGCAAAAACUGAAGCUUUUACUGUCAAAGAUCAUAGGGGGGAAUUGUACAAGAAACACUAUCCACCGGCAUUAAAUGAUGAAGUAUGGAGAUUGGAGAAGAUUGGCAAAGAUGGAGCAUUUCACAAGAGGCUAAAUAAAGCAGGAAUAUUCACAGUUGAAGACUUUCUGAGGCUUUUUGUCAGAGAUUCUCAAAAAUUAAGGGGUAUUCUUGGGAGUGGUAUGUCAAAUAAGAUGUGGGAUGCUCUCCUGGAGCAUUCAAAGACUUGUGUCCUGAGUGGGAAGCUUUAUGUCUACUACCCUGAUGAUUCAAGAAAUGUUGGUGUUAUUUUCAACAAUAUUUAUGAACUGAAUGGCCUUAUUUCAGGGGAGCAAUAUUUUCCUGCUGAUUCUCUUUCUGACAGCCAGAAGGUCUAUGUGGAUACACUGUUGAAGAAAGCAUAUGAUAAUUGGAAUCAAGUUGUAGAGUAUGAUGGCAAGUCAUUCUUGAACUUAAAGCAAACCAAGAGGUCAAAUGCAUCUCGUGGUGAAGUUCAGAUAGGUCAAAUAGAUUUCCCUAAUACUUUCAACCAGCAGAUGCCACUACCAUGGCUGCCUGCUACUGUUCCUAACGAGGAGCCGCCAUUUAGUACUGGCCAACAAGUGGGAGGUUAUACGAACAAUUUGGCCGCAAGAUACUCAACCCAGCUUCAGCUUGUGAGCUCAAAUUCCCGCAAUCAGUUCGACAGUAAUUCAUUUGUGCCUAAUGAUCAGCUUAUCAAUGAUUCACACCAAAUACAGAGCACUAGAUUCGAAAGCAACAAUGUUGUUGGGCUGGCUCUUGGUCCUCCGCAGUCAUCCAACUCAGGAUUUCAAGCUGCUGGCUAUUCCAUUCAGCAAUCCAAUGUUAAUCCUUUUGAUGAUUGGUCACAAAAUCGAGACAAGGGAGUUGAGGACUACUUCACAGAGGAAGAGAUUCGUAUCCGAAGCCAUGAGAUGCUUGAGAAUGAAGAUAUGCAGCAAUUGCUGCGAGUCUUCAGCAUGGGAGGCCAUGCUUCUAUUAACAUGCCAGAACCGGAAGAUGGUUUCCCAUAUGCUUCUCCAAUGCCAAGCUUUGAUGAGGAUCGGACACGUCCUGGCAAAGCUGUUGUGGGGUGGCUGAAGAUCAAGGCAGCAAUGAGGUGGGGGUUCUUUAUCAGGAAGAAAGCAGCUGAGAAGCGGGCGCAGAUUGUUGAAUUAGAAGAUUAGGUUUCAUCACCAAGCCUAUCUUUCAAAUAGCUCCUGCAAUUUACUAGAUCUCUUCAACUGACAGUAACAAUUCGAGGUUCUGAAAUUGGCCAGGACAUUGUGGUUUUGGGAUCUCAAGGAUCUUUAAGUGUUCAUGUUUUCUUAUUGGAUACACCGACAACCUCUGGCUUCAGGGCACUUAUUCGACAUCGCUAUUCCACAUCACCAUUCCCUUGUACAGUCACUUGUACAGUAAGUUGUUCAUUUAUUACCAUGUUCCUCUCAGUACCUUACUAUUGGUUUGUGUAUGCUUAUGACACCUGAUUUUGAGGUCUGAAGGGGUGAUCUGCUAUUUGGUUGAUGACCUCUUAUGUUCUUGUUGACUAACUGCGGAAACAUUUAAGGCACUACUGUAUUAGUUGUUUAAUUGUAUUGCUGUUCAAGUGUGCUUUUUUAAA
Molecule: messenger RNA, 2523 nt
Organism: Mangifera indica (mango)
Lineage: Eukaryota; Viridiplantae; Streptophyta; Magnoliopsida; Sapindales; Anacardiaceae
Product: calmodulin-binding protein 60 B-like
Exons: 9
Coding region: 167-2086 (639 amino acids)
Biological process (GO): regulation of salicylic acid biosynthetic process
Cellular component (GO): nucleus
Molecular function (GO): sequence-specific DNA binding; calmodulin binding; DNA-binding transcription factor activity
Source: RefSeq, a predicted model, not a curated record